This is a messenger RNA of Coregonus clupeaformis (lake whitefish), 1700 nucleotides long. Its product is annotated as diencephalon/mesencephalon homeobox protein 1-B-like. NCBI's taxonomy places the organism in Eukaryota, Metazoa, Chordata, Actinopteri, Salmoniformes, Salmonidae. Gene Ontology annotation, biological process: regulation of transcription by RNA polymerase II. Gene Ontology annotation, molecular function: DNA-binding transcription factor activity, RNA polymerase II-specific; RNA polymerase II transcription regulatory region sequence-specific DNA binding. The record is from RefSeq and is a predicted model, not a curated record.
GUGCCUGCAUUUCGAAGUAUUGGACUGUACAAGUGAACUUCUAAAAGCUCACAAGAAUAGGUUACAUUUCUGCUAUUUCUGUGCUUUUCAGGUCCGCUAUGAAUGCCUUAAAUUUCUGCGGGGGAUCCGACAGUGGCAACGGAGUCUAUCCUCUGCAUAGCGUCAACUCCGUCCUUUUCGACCUCCACCACCAGAUGGCAGACCAGUACCCAGUUUAUCCAUCGGCCAAUCCCUCAACGGUUCACACGUUCUCUGUUGCUGAAAGACUUGCAGAGUUGAUACUGGAGGCCCGUUAUGGGAACCAGCAGAAGCAGCGUCGGAGCCGCACAGCCUUCACUGUGUCUCAGUUACAGGCUCUAGAGAAAGCCUUCCAGCAGACCCAGUACCCUGAUGUAGGUAUGAGAGAGAGACUGGCUGUCUGCAUCAAUCUGCCUGAGGCACGCAUUCAGGUGUGGUUUAAGAACAGAAGAGCAAAGUUCCGUAAGGGACAGCGAUGCUCCCCCAUUCCCAGAGAGCAAAGCCUGGAGGAAGCACAUCAAACCAAGGCAGGAGGGGAAAAGAGGAGUUCCAAGGACUCCAAAAUACAAAGCGAAAUAGCUCCUCUCUGGGAAGUCAGUGAUGCUCCCACCAUUUCUUGUCCUGGAGACUCCAUUGUAUCUCAGACCCACUCAAGAUUACAUUCUCCUCCCGUUUUUCCCUUUGUGGGUGGAGAGCGGUACCACCUUCCACAUCAUCAGGCUUUAGGGAUGCUGUCAGCUGGCCUACAUUUCACCCCCACAUUCUGGCCCAUUCUACAGCAACACAGCCCGGCUUUAGGAGUUGCCCCACCAGUUGGUAAAAACUGCAGCCUUUCCCUUCAGACUUCCUGUCUCAGUAAAGCUGUACCCCACUCCAACCUGGGUCUAUAACUGCACUCCCAACAACAACUUCUCUUCAGUGUGUGUUGGCAAAAAGGGACUCAAAGGAGAAAAUAGUACAUUGGUACACUGGUAUCAACAUGGACACAGAUUUUAUACUACUGAUUUUAUACUUUGACUCUAUACAACUUUGUGAGUACGGCAGGUAGCUUAGUGGGUAAGAGCGUUGUGCCAGUAACCCCGAGCCGACUAGGUGAAAAAUCUGUUGAUGUGCCCUUAAGCAAGGCACUUAACCCUAAUUGCUCCUGUAAGUCGCUCUGGAUAAGAUCGUCUGCUAAAUGACGUAAAUGUAAUGUACAAGGAGCCUUUGCUAAUUGUCCUGGUAGAGUGAAUAUGUCUGUAGAUAGGUUUGAUUAAGAACACUCAAAGGGGCUAGUAUGUUGUGUUCUUGUGAGCAUUUGGGAUUGCUACCUGGAGUGUAUUGGUACAUGCUGCACUUGCAUAAAGAUGUUACUUUCAGUUUUUACUCACUUAUCACAAGCACUUAGGAGAAUAGAGAAUUGUGAUGUGGUUUGGGACACAUUUUUCUUUUCACUUUUCAAAUUGAAUAUCCAUUUGUUCAAGACAAUUUUCUGUAAUGUCUCACUGUAGGAAUCUUUAGGCCUAUCCUACGUUCAUUUUAUGGUUAUACACAACAAAACCGUAAUUCAACUGUAUGUGAAUAAAAAAUAAAAAUAAAUGAAUACAAUUAUUUUGAAUGUCUUUAGUUUCCAUUUGUUUAUUUUGCAAAUGAGAAAUUCCCGGUAACAGAAUGAUGCUUAGACUCAGAUAUAUAUAUUUUUC